This is a messenger RNA of Macrosiphum euphorbiae (potato aphid), 1260 nucleotides long. The record is from the annotation of a GenBank genome assembly. Lineage: Eukaryota; Metazoa; Arthropoda; Insecta; Hemiptera; Aphididae.
AUGGUGUCGUGCGCGGUGUCGAUUUUGCUGACCGCGGCGGCUUGGUGCGCGUCCGCCAGUGCCCUUGCCGUCCCGGAGACCAUGACCUCGACCGUGUUAGCGAACGGCUCGUCGGCGACCACCGACUGGACCACGGAGUCCGUGGCCUCCGCUACGGCAAGCGCCACCGAAUCUCCGCCGACCAUAGUGGUGUACAACAGCACCAGUGGCGAAGACGACAGCAGGGACUCGAGGUUCCUGAGCUUCACGAUGGGCUCCGAUCAGGCGGCUGGCACAGCCACCAACUCUCUGUUGCAAGAGAAACAGGACGACCCGACCACCGAUCCUAGCGCCCAUCUGGUCGACAUCUACACGGACUGUCUGAUGCAGCUGUCGUUUCCUUGCGUCCAGCGCAAGUUGCUGUUGUUCUUGGACAAGCUUGGCAGGAUGAAAGGAUUCAGCGUUCUGGGUGAUCUGCUGUCGGUGGUCAGGAUCAAGAGGGAUAUGCGACCACCACUGAACGAGACCGACCUGAUGGCCAGACUUAACACCGUCGACGAACAGAGCGCCCUCUCUGCACUCAUGGUGCAUACCCUCGACCGUUUCAUCGGGUCACACAUUCUUCGAGUGACUUUGCCAUCUGGAAUCACGGCGGCACUAAAAGGAAAUGCUCGGUCCAUCGCCGGCAACACUAUAGACAUAAACUUGUCUCGGGCCAUCGGAGAAGGCCGAGGAAAGGGAAAAAAGUACAAGAAAAUGAUGCACAUGAUGAUGAUGGGACUGAUGGGUAAAAUGGCGCUCAUGGGUCCGCUCAUGAUGUUGAUGAUCAAGGUGAAGGCCAUUAAGGCGCUGCUCUUGAGCAAACUCGCGCUGCUGAUGAGCUUGGCGCAGCUGAUGAAGGGCAAGAAGAGCGGAGGAGGUGGAUCUGGCAAAGAAGUGAUCAUCGUACACGACAACCACGGGGGAGGCGGUGGCGGUGCCGCGGAAUAUGGUGCUGGGACAGCGGCUGGAUGGGUGUCCGGUCACACAGCAACAGGUUGGUCGACGGGCGGUGGUGCCGAUAGCUACUCGGCGGGAUCGCACAUCGGUGGAGGCGACAACACGUACGCCGGCGGCCAGGACUCCUAUUCAUCAGGCGCCGGAAUGCCCAGUGGCUGGGCGGGCGUCAACGGACACGGCGGCAGCGGAUGGGCAAGAAAGUCGAUGGUUCACGAACCACAUUGGGUGGCUUACCGAGCUUACAUUCCCACGCCCGAAGACGACCACGCCAACGAAAAAUGA